This is a messenger RNA of Gryllus bimaculatus (two-spotted cricket), 246 nucleotides long. The record is from the annotation of a GenBank genome assembly. Lineage: Eukaryota; Metazoa; Arthropoda; Insecta; Orthoptera; Gryllidae.
AUGAAGGCGGCGCUGCUGAUCCAGCGCUGGUACCGGCGCUCGCUGGCGCGCAUGGAGGUGCGGCGCCGGUACACGUGGACCAUCUUCCAGGAGAUCGAGUACGCCGGCGAGCAGGACCAGAUGAAGCUGUACAACUUCUUCAACGCGCUGCUGACGCACAUCCCGGCCGCGGCGGCCGCCUCGGCGCAUGCGCAGACGCCCCCGGCCAGCGCGGGCCCCGACGCCCAGCGCGCGCCCUCCGCCGCC